Molecule: messenger RNA, 1887 nt
Organism: Lodderomyces pseudojiufengensis
Lineage: Eukaryota; Fungi; Ascomycota; Pichiomycetes; Serinales; Debaryomycetaceae
Exons: 1
Coding region: 1-1887 (628 amino acids)
Biological process (GO): regulation of DNA-templated transcription
Molecular function (GO): DNA binding
Source: RefSeq, a predicted model, not a curated record
AUGCCUACACUACUACCUAUCACACCUAGUUCCAAAACAACUAUACCACUAUCUAACCCAACUACUCAAAAUGGAAUCACUCAAUAUCAAAGUAUAGGUACAGGAUUUUAUACUCCUUAUAAUCAACCACCACAACCAAUUGGUACUGGUCAUCCAGGAAUUGAUGUAAAACAAAGAAUAAUAAUGGCUUUAAAAUCAGGUAUACAAUCAGAAACAGAUUGGGCAUUAAGUGAAGUAGCUAAAUAUAGUACAUUUUUAAUAUUUGAAAAUGAUUCAUUUGUAGCUAAUGAAUUAAUUAAAUGUAUGACAUUAUUAUAUCAAUUAAUUAAAGAUAAAAAAUAUAAUUUAAUAAAUCAAAAUAUAAUGCGUCAUAGUUUAGAUGCUUUAGUUACUUUAAGAAAUUCAGCUCAAGAUUUACAAAACCAACAAUGGUUAUCACAAGUUCCUAAUUUUAAAAAACAGCUUACUGAAAUUUUAAAAUUUUUAUAUAAUUGGAAUUAUACUGCUGGUUUCAAAAUUUUAGAAUUAAUUGAAUUUGAUGAUGAAUUUUAUGAAGCUUUAAUAUAUGUAUUAGAUUUAAUUGAACCAUUAACUUGUUAUUAUAUAAAUAAUAGUAAAAAUGAUGUUUUAUUUCAUACAUUAUUUCAAAUUUUAACAAUAACAAAAGAUAAAACAAUUUUUAUAACUUCAUUAAAAUGUGUAUCUCAUUUAUUAAUUACUUGGGAUAAAUCUGAUCAAACAAAAGAGGAAGAAGACGAUGAUCAUGAAGAAGAAGAAGAACUAAAUUCAAAAAAUAUCACAAAUAAUUGUAUUGAUUCUAUAACAGAGGAUCAAUUACAAACAAUAAUAAAUACUUUAUUAGUAGCAGAUAAUGAAUUAAAUUAUGCAGUUUUAUAUUUUAUAAAAAUGUAUCUUUUUUCAAAAGCAAUAUAUCAAGAUUAUUCUGUGAAGGAUUCACAAAGAUUAAGAUUAAAAAAAUUAUUACAAUUAAAUACAACAAAAAUCAAUUUAGAAAUAUUAUUAAAGCAACUCCCUUUAUUAAUAGUUACUGAUUUACCAUUAAUUGAACCAGUAGAAUUAAAAUUAGCACCAAAUACAGAAUUAUCAAAAAGAUCUUCAAAUUCUGGAUCACCAACAACUGCACCUGAAUUAAAUGAAGAAUUAUAUAAAAUUUUAAUAAAUUUUCCUGAACCUGCAAGAGCUACAACAUGGUUACAUUGUUGUUAUGAACCAACAUUAACUGAAGAAUUAGAAGUAACUCAAAUUUCAAUAUGGAAAGCUUAUGAAACUCAAUUUAAAGAAGUUUGGCAAAAUAAUGAAAAUAAUGAUAAAAUUCAACCUAUAUAUCAUCAAUUAUUACCAGCUGUUGAUUUUAUAAAAAAUGUAACAAAAGCAUUUCCAAGAGCAGAAGCAAAAGUAUUAAAUUUAAAUACUGAAACUUCUGAAGAUGAAACUCCAAAAAGAAAAUUUAUUAUAAGAGGUAUUAAACCAAGACAAUUUCCAGUAAGUAUAGAAAAGGGGAAUUAUGAAGCAAUUCGACCAUUAAAAGAUAUUGAAACAACAACCACCAAAAGUAAUAGUGAAUUACCAAUUGGACACAUAAAUGAAACAAAAUUUAAACAAAAUUUAAAUUUUCAAUUUAUAAAUUUAGAUAAACAGAUUUUAAAAAAUUCUUACCAGCUAAAUCUUUUAAAUUUAAUUAGUCAUAAAAUUUUAAAAUAUAUAAUAACUGAAGUAUUAGAUAAAGAAACUUCAGAUUCAAUACAUUAUGCUUCAAAUUUAUUUAAAUUACAUAAUGAUUAUUGGUUACCUGAUUUAAUUUUUACAAAUCCUGGACUUUUACAAACUGGUAUUAUUGAAAAUGAUUGGUUUAAAUAUCUUAUAUAG